AUGACGAAUGCGCUGCUCUCGCGAAUCUACAAGGACAUCAUCGACAUCCCCCAUUUCCCCACGGUUCGUAUCAAGUGCAUCUUCGAGACGCGCGAGGAGAAGCGCGAGCGACGACGCAUCGAACGAGCCAAGCACAAUUUGAGCCAUCCCCUCGAGCAGCUGCCCGUGGACGAGAGCAGCGACGAGAGCUCCAGCGAAGAUGACGAAGACCUGGACCUCGACAUCAAGGCGCUCAAAGUCAUCAUCACACCGCUGGGCGGUCCGUGGAAGCACGCCUCGGUGCCCUUCCGCUUCGACAUUCCCAAGACCUAUCCCAACGACCCGCCCAAGCUCACCUGCCUGAAGCGAAUCUACCACCCGAGCAUUGACCUCAACGGUCGCGUGUGCCUGGGCCUGAUCAACGAGUGGAUGUCCAUCCUCAAUUUUGAAUCGAUCAUCAUCGAGCUGGAGCAGCUGCUGGCGCAGCCCUCGCCCAGCAAGCCGCUCGUCAAGGAUGUUGGCAAUGAGCUGCUCGACCACCCGGACGCGUUCGCGGAGAACGUCGAGCGGUCGAAGCGCGGCGGAGUCAUUCGCGGGGUCUACUACGACCGGCUCGACGGCAUCGCGCCCGACGGCGUGGGCUACAACAGCCUCAAGAACAUCUGCUUCACACAGAUCUUCGAGUGGAUCAAGCAGUCGAAGAAGGCCAAGCUACGCAAGAUGGUCCAGCAGCAGCAGCGACUGUACAGCGACAUUGACAUCGACGACGAUGACGAGGAGCACAAGGAGGGCUGGGAGGAGUGCGUCAUGUCCGAGGACGACGACGUCUACUCUGAAUCGGACCCCGAGGAGUCGUCGGCAACGACGCCACGAGGCCCGUGCAGUGCGCGUCGUGGCGGCGGCGGCGCUGGCGAGAAGGGCAAGGCGAAGGCGGUCAAGUCCAGGGAGGAGUACAAGCGAUUCGACGAGUCGAUGGUCGAGAGCCUGCCGUGGGAGCUGCGGGAGAUCAUCGAGGAGUACAGCCGCAUCAUCGAGCGCAACCAGCUGCAGAAGCUGGCGCGCAAGGAGAAGAAGGCCAAGGACGAGCAGAUCAGGCUCGGCGGCAAGGUCUACAUCCGGAACCUGGCGGGCAAGAUGACCAUGAUCGAGGGCGUCGAACCCACCAUGACCAUCUGGCAGAUGAAGGAACUCCUCGACGCCAAAACAGGAAUGGUUCCGUACACGCUGCAGCUUUUCUAUCAUCAAGUGCUGGAUGAUCGAAAGACGGUGGCCGAGUACAACAUCCGCGAGGGCUCCGUCGUCUACAUCGUCCUCGCCUGGGGCGGUGGCUAA
Acanthamoeba castellanii str. Neff is the source of this 1311-nucleotide messenger RNA. Its product is annotated as Ubiquitinconjugating enzyme subfamily protein. Gene Ontology annotation, molecular function: protein binding. Bases 1 to 1311 code for a protein of 436 amino acids. The transcript has 5 exons. Lineage: Eukaryota; Discosea; Longamoebia; Acanthamoebidae. The record is from RefSeq and is a predicted model, not a curated record.